Molecule: messenger RNA, 1741 nt
Organism: Suricata suricatta (meerkat)
Lineage: Eukaryota; Metazoa; Chordata; Mammalia; Carnivora; Herpestidae
Gene: AGR2
Product: anterior gradient 2, protein disulphide isomerase family member
Exons: 8
Coding region: 120-647 (175 amino acids)
Cellular component (GO): endoplasmic reticulum
Molecular function (GO): dystroglycan binding
Source: RefSeq, a predicted model, not a curated record
GGUUCCCAGGGCAAUGGAAUGAGCUGUGGGGAGGGAAUUUCCAUCAGAGGCUUACCAGGGCCUUGCUUCAGCCAGGGCUGGAAAAGGACUGCAUUCCUGGGCUGUUUUCAAGAUUUGCCAUGGAGAAGAUCUCAGUGUCGGCCUUUUUGCUCCUUGCCACCCUCUCUUACACUCUGGCCAAAGAUAUCACGGUCAAACCAGGAGCUAAGAAGGACACGAAGGACUCUGCACCCAAACUGCCCCAGACCCUCUCCAGAGGCUGGGGGGAUCAACUCAUCUGGACUCAGACUUACGAAGAAGCUUUAUACAAAUCCAAGACAAGCAACAAACCCUUAAUGAUUAUUCAUCACUUGGAUGAAUGCCCACACAGUCAAGCUUUAAAGAAAGUGUUUGCAGACAAUAAAGAAGUCCAGAGAUUGGCAGAGCAGUUCGUCCUCCUCAAUCUGGUUUAUGAAACAACUGAUAAACACCUUUCUCCUGAUGGCCAGUAUGUCCCCAGGAUCAUGUUUGUUGACCCAUCCCUGACAGUGAGAGCUGACAUCACUGGCAGAUACUCGAAUCGUCUGUAUGCUUACGAACCUGCAGAUAUACCUCUAUUGAUCGAAAACAUGAAGAAAGCUCUCAAGUUGCUGAAGACUGAAUUGUAGAGAAAAAAACAGCAUCUGCGAGGUUUUCUAUGUCAGGCCUUGAGACUUAAGAAGAUCUUAGGAGACCUUGGAGAAUACAGGAACACAGAUGGACAUACUGACUAGAUCAUGGUCAUUGUUACAACAGGUGUUUUUUUUUAAUUUGGUUUUAAGUCUAUAUGUAUGUAAACAAUCUUGCCUACUCCCAUACUAAGCCAUGAUUUUUAAAAAAAUAAAUCCUUUUGGGGGUGCUGAACCUGUUAUUUCUUCCCCCAACUUAGUCCUUUAGAGAAAAGCUAUUUAAUUCAUUCACCACAUAGGACUUUUGAACACACAAAAUGUUCAAAGAAGAGAUAAGACAAAUUUUACCGGAGCAACGAAGACCAAAGACAGUCAGUUACCACCUCACCUCAUUACGUAGUUUCUCACAGCGUGCCUAAAAGUAGUCAUGAGCUUAGUCAACAGAAGCAUCAAACCAGAAUAUGUGUUAGUGUCAAAGAAUAUGUAGAAAGGCAUCCCAGGAAGAUUGGGUACCUCCCCACCCUGGUGGGGAGCUCCUUAAUACCCACUUUAAGAAUUCAAUAUUAGUUAGAUAUUGCAGUUUAACCCUCUCAGAUAAAGCUUCUGGCAGAAAGCUUUCUCCCUCAGAGCACUAAGGCAGUGAAAAGGUCAUUCAGAGAUCAUCUGCCCCUGUGAACACGCCCUCAAGAAAUCCUAAGAACUAGCCUUAGGAUACAUUUUGUCUCUCAGAAUCAUUCAAGAGAGUUCUGUGAAGAUGCCAAUGGCAAUGUUAUUUAAACAAACUUUUUUAAAAAAGGCAACCUCAAAAUAUAAUGGUUACAUAGUUUAUGAACUCAAAGGGCCCUAUAUGUUGUCAUCUAUGAAAAUACAAACUAUGAAGAAACAAAAGGAUAAGUGAAAAAGAAUGUAAGAAUCUCUGUGCUGUUCUGGCAAGUACAGGAAGUGUGUGGGCACACAGGUUAGAAAGAGAUGCAAACGCACACACUUUUGCUUUAAGCAUAUGGAAACAUCAGCAAACCUGUUCUUUCUAACAAAUCCUUUCUUGUCGUCUCUCAAUCUUGCCCUGUGUUCCAAUAAAUUUAAGUGGAAGCAUA